Terrapene triunguis (Three-toed box turtle) is the source of this 2042-nucleotide messenger RNA. Its product is annotated as cytosolic purine 5'-nucleotidase-like. Bases 1 to 1617 code for a protein of 538 amino acids. The record is from RefSeq and is a predicted model, not a curated record. NCBI's taxonomy places the organism in Eukaryota, Metazoa, Chordata, Testudines, Emydidae. The transcript is spliced from 18 exons. Gene Ontology annotation, molecular function: 5'-nucleotidase activity.
AUGGGCAGCCUCGCCGGGGAGCCGGCCGCCGCGCUGGCCCCGCCGCAGGACGGGCUCCGGAGCGCCAAGGAGCCGGGGGGCGCCGACGGCCGCGCCCUCAAGAGGGCCUGUCAGCACCGGAUCUUUGUGAACCGCAGCCUGGCUCUGGAGAAGAUCAGGUGCUUUGGUUUCGAUAUGGACUAUACGCUGGCGAUAUACAAGUCCCCAGAUUAUGAGGAGUUGGCCUUCGAGCUGCUGCUGGACUGGCUGGUCUCCAUUGGGUACCCCCACGAGAUCCUGAAGUACCAGUAUGACCCGACCUUCCCCACCAGGGGCUUGGUGUUUGACGCUCAGUAUGGGAACCUGCUGAAGGUUGACUCCCAUGGGAACCUACUGGUCUGCGCCCACGGCUUCCGCUUCCUCAGUGGGGCUGAGAUCUGGAAUUAUUACCCCAACAAGUUCAUUCAGCGGGACGAUAUGAAGCGAUUUCACAUUCUCAACACGCUCUUCAACCUCACAGAGACCUAUCUCUACGCCUGCCUGGUGGAUUUCUUUACCAACUGCUCCAGAUACGUCAACUGUGACACGGGCUACAAACACGGCAACCUCUUCAUGUCAUUCCGCAGCAUCUUCCAGGACGUGCGCGAGGCCAUGGACCACGUGCAUCUCUCGGGCUGCCUGAAGGAGAAGACGCUGGAGAACUUGGAGAAGUUUGUGGUGAAAGACCCCCGUGUGCCCCUGCUGCUGAGCCGCAUGAAGGAAGCGGGGAAGGUUUUCCUGGCCACUAACAGCGAUUACAACUACACAGAUGCGAUAAUGACGUACCUGUUCACCUUGGACCUGGGAGACAAGGUCCAGCGCCCAUGGCGCUCCUACUUUGACCUGAUUGUCGUGGACACACGCAAGCCACUCUUCUUCGCUGAGGGGACCGUCCUGCGGCAGGUCAACACGGACACGGGGAAGCUGCGUAUCGGGACCUACACCGGACCCCUCCAGCACUGCGCGGUCUAUUCUGGAGGCUCCUCGGACAUGGUGUGCGACCUCCUGGGGGUGAAGGGCAAGGACAUCCUCUACAUCGGGGACCACAUCUUCGGGGACAUCCUCAAGUCCAAGAAGAGGCAGGGCUGGCGCACCUUCCUGGUGGUGCCCGAGCUGGCCCGAGAGCUGCACGUGUGGACAGAGAAGAGCGAGAUCUUCGAGGAGCUGCGGAGCCUGGACGUGCUGCUGGCGGAGCUCUACCAGCCCUUGGACAGCAGCAGCAGCGAGCGCCCGGACAUCAGCUCCAUCAAGCGCCAGAUCCAGAAAGUCACCCACGAGAUGGACAUGUGCUACGGGAAGAUGGGCAGCCUCUUCCGCUGUGGUUCCCGCCAGACGCUCUUUGCCAACCAGCUGAUGCGCUAUGCAGACCUCUACGCCGCCUCCUUCAUCAACUUCCUCUACUACCCCUUCAGCUACCUGUUCCGUGCACCGCCCGUGCUGAUGCCGCAUGAAUCGACUGUAGAGCACGUGCACCUGGAGCUCAGGGAGUCGGGCUUGUUAACGGGGCAUCGGCUGCACCAGCUCAGCUUCCACGGCCACCAGAACCUCAGAGGCAUUUUCCAGGACACUGACGAGGCUGAGGAUGACGACGAUGACUGAGCCGGGCCACAGGCUGAUUGAUUGCUGACUGGAUGGCAGCUGCCAAACCCAGAACAAAGCAUUUUUCUGAGGCAUCAAAAUCCUGUGAAACGGGAGAGUGUUCUGAAAAGAAACACUGCAUGCUAACUAUCCCUGCCAGUCUAGCCUUAGCCACCAGUGCCUAAGGGGGCCCUUUGGAAUCCAGCAGUUGUUUGCAUUUUCCUCCAGGGAUUGAUUCAGUGGAGACAGUUCAUGGCCAGGUAUCCCCUCAACUGCCUCUGAGGCAGAAAGGCCUUUAGCAGCCAGGGAAGGGUAAGAGGCCAUUGCUGGUGCACUAGAAGUCUGUGGGAUGCUAGUUUCUCUGUCCAGUCCCCACUCUGAUUUCUCCUUUGCUAGGUUGACUCAUGUAGCAGUUGUUGCUUUGUGUGAGUCUACUACAGUGGUGG